AUGGGUUCGACAUACGAUUCCGGCAAUGAUGCCCUCUCGUCCCUAAGAUAUAUCCCCCAAUACUAUAACCAUGCAGACUCGCAAAACUCGGCUCUAAGGCUAGUCCUGACCCUCAACCCCGACUGGGAGGGCCCUGGCAACAACAUUGAGUUCGUGCGAUUCACAGACGGCAUCACCAAUACUCUGCUCAAAAUCAUUAAUCGCAAACCGGAAUGGACCGAAGAGCAAAUAGACCACGAGGCAGUACUCAUGAGAGCAUACGGUAACUGUACGGAACUUAUCAUAGACCGCGAAAGAGAAAUGAACUCUCACGCUCUACUCGCCAGCCGCGGUCUUGCCCCUGCGCUACUCGCCCGAUUCCAAAAUGGCCUACUGUACCGGUUCCUUCGAGGCACGCCCGCCAACCACAUUGAGCUGGCGCAUGCUCCUAUCUGGCGUGGUGUAGCGAGGAGACUUGGGCAGUGGCAUGCGGUUCUGCCAAUUCAAGGCAAACCUGCGUUCCCGGCGACAAAGGAGCUGCCCAUCGUGAAGAACCCAGUAGAAAUCGAGUCGGAGAUCUCAGACAAACCGGAGACGAACGGUCCCUUGAUCCAGCCUAGACACCCAGGACCCAACCUCUGGACGGUUCUGCAAAAAUGGAUUCUCGUUCUCCCGACUGCGACAGAAGAGCAACGAGAGAGACGUCAACGUUUGCAAGAUGAGCUCGAGCGCGUGGUUAAAGAGUUUGAUGAUGGAAAGGGCAUUGGAGAAGAUGGGUUGGUCUUCGCUCACUGCGACCUCUUGUGCGCCAACGUGAUCGCGACAGAAGAAUUGACCGAAUCUGGACCAGAUGAGGAAGUCAGAACAGUCCAUUUCAUCGACUACGAAUACGCUAAUCCCUCUCCUGCCGCAUUCGAUCUCGCCAACCACUUCGCAGAAUGGGCCGGCUAUGACUGCGACUAUAGCAUGGUACCCACACGCCCCAUCCGACGACAAUUCCUAUCCCAAUAUAUCCAGAGCUACAGAUGCCACCGCCAGAUUCCGGACUCGGCGCAUGAGGAGAUGGUCGGCCGGUUAUAUGAAGAUGUGGAUCGUUUCCGUGGUAUUCCUGGCUUAUACUGGGGCGUCUGGGCACUUAUCCAAGCACAAAUAUCGCAAAUCGACUUCGACUACGCCUCCUACGCUGAGAACCGUUUCGGCGAAUACUAUGCCUGGCGCCGCGAACAAGACGGCAGUCGAGCCCAAGAGGGCGCGGAAAUGCCCCUUCGCGAGCGACGAUGGGCGCAGGAAGCAUAA
This is a messenger RNA of Aspergillus ruber CBS 135680, 1275 nucleotides long. Its product is annotated as putative ethanolamine kinase. Gene Ontology annotation, cellular component: cytoplasm. The transcript is spliced from 5 exons. Bases 1 to 1275 code for a protein of 424 amino acids. Lineage: Eukaryota; Fungi; Ascomycota; Eurotiomycetes; Eurotiales; Aspergillaceae. Gene Ontology annotation, biological process: phosphatidylcholine biosynthetic process; phosphatidylethanolamine biosynthetic process. The record is from RefSeq and is a predicted model, not a curated record. Gene Ontology annotation, molecular function: choline kinase activity; ethanolamine kinase activity.